This is a messenger RNA of Pecten maximus, 1390 nucleotides long. Its product is annotated as cytoplasmic tRNA 2-thiolation protein 1-like. The record is from RefSeq and is a predicted model, not a curated record. The coding region runs from base 229 to 1350 and encodes 373 amino acids. The transcript has 15 exons. Gene Ontology annotation, cellular component: cytosolic tRNA wobble base thiouridylase complex; mitochondrion. NCBI's taxonomy places the organism in Eukaryota, Metazoa, Mollusca, Bivalvia, Pectinida, Pectinidae. Gene Ontology annotation, molecular function: tRNA binding. Gene Ontology annotation, biological process: tRNA wobble position uridine thiolation.
AAGAGGGUGACCUAUGAUCUUUCCAAGUCAAGUCCAGAGAUGUGUAGCAGUCUUUGACCUGCAAGUUUUCCUAAACAGAUAUUAAACUUGAUAUGUUUCCAUCUGUGAUAAUAUGUUGGUCUGUGAAUCACAAAUUAUCUAAUUGACACGGAAUGGCUGCCACUUGAUGAGAUUAGGACUAUAAUAGGACAUGAGUGGUCAACCUGUCGGUCACUGUCACAUUGGACAAUGCUCUCACACCUUGGCAGGGUAAUGAAGCAAAAAAUGGAAGGAAAAUUGGUGACAAUUGAUAAUAAGGGUGAUGCACUGUGUAAGGACUGUUUCUACUAUGCCUUUGAGGAAGAGGUUCACAAGACGAUCAUUGAUGCCAAAUUAUUCACGUCUGGGGAGACAGUAGCAAUUGGGGCCUCUGGGGGAAAAGAUUCCACUGUGCUGGCAUAUGUGAUGAAAGUGCUGAACGACCGAUACAACUAUGGCCUUGACCUGGUAUUGUUGUCUGUGGAUGAAGGGAUCACAGGAUACAGAGAUGACUCCUUAGAGACAGUGAAGAGGAACCAGAUGCAGUAUGACCUUCCCCUUAAGAUCGUGUCAUACGAGGAGCUUUAUGGCUGGACCAUGGAUGCAAUUGUACAACAGAUAGGAUUGAAAAACAACUGUACAUUUUGUGGAGUGUUUCGGAGGCAGGCUCUUGACAGGGGAGCCAUGAUGCUGAAGGUGAACAAGAUUGUCACAGGACACAAUGCAGAUGAUAUUGCAGAAACAGUUAUUAUGAAUGUACUGAGGGGAGAUAUUGGCCGUCUCCGGAGAUGUACCGCUAUCACUACAGGUGCUGAGGGCUCUCUCCCUAGGUGUAAGCCUUUCAAGUACACAUAUGAAAAGGAAAUAGUCAUGUAUGCCUACUUCAAGAAGCUUGACUACUUCUCAACAGAAUGUAUUUAUUCUCCAAAUGCAUACAGGGGAUUUGCUCGUGCUUACAUCAAAGAUGUGGAGAAAAUCAGACCUAGUGCUAUAAUAGAUAUUAUUCAUUCAGGAGAAAGUUUAUCUGUGAAGACUUCAGUGAAGAUGCCAGUUCAGGGAAACUGUGAGCGAUGCGGCUAUAUCUCCAGUAAUCCUAUUUGUAAGGCUUGUGUGUUGUUGGAGGGACUCAAUCGAGGGCUACCCAGGCUUGGAAUAGGGAAGACUCAUAAAGAGAGAAGAAAGAUAGAGGAAUUAAGCAAGAAAGAAAACUCUACUCAGCCAGAAGCUGCACAGGGACCAGGUACCACAACAUCUAUACAGGCCCCUGUGGAAGCCAUGGAGUCUCUCAGUCUGGACAGAAGGAAACCAGACGUCACAAAGCUUGACUUCUGAUUAACUUUACUCAACAUAAAUUAUUAACUUUUGGAAAUUG